This is a messenger RNA of Closterium sp. Naga37s-1, 1782 nucleotides long. The record is from the annotation of a GenBank genome assembly. NCBI's taxonomy places the organism in Eukaryota, Viridiplantae, Streptophyta, Zygnematophyceae, Desmidiales, Closteriaceae.
AUGAUUGCGACGGCACUGGGUGUCGCUUCCGCGUCCAUGCGCGGAGGGCAGGCGAAAGGGGAGGUGGAAGGGGAGGCGCAGAACCAGGCGGAGGGGGAGGGGAAAGGUGGAGAGGGGCGAGAAGCGAGGGUUGGCGGAAAGAGCAGCGGUGAUGCAGAGGCUAGGGGAGAUGCUACUAGCGGGUAUGGUUACUCCAGUGAGUCAGAUGGUGAGAGAGACAACAUUGCUGGACGUGAUGGGGGUGGCUCUGCGCUGCUGCGGGUGAUUUCACUGGAGAGCGAGGGGGCGCUGGUGGUGGCUCUUACACGAGACUCCUUCCUGCUCGGCCUGCUCGUGCUGCACCGUGAAUUGCAACCGCUGCCACCCUCAGCUGCAGCAGCAGGUACUGCUACUGACCGAGCCGCAUUGUCAUUGUACAAUGUACCGUUGCUUGCCAUUGCUUCCUUCCCGUGUGCCAAACCAGUGACUGAGGAGGAAGAGCAACGCCAGGAAGCUAGUGGCAGUGGCACAAGGCGAGAAGAGCCAGAAGGGGACCGAGGGGAGGGCUUUGGAGGAGCACGAAGGUCAGAUGGAGGGGAAGGAGGAGGCGGAGGAGGGGGAGGAGGGAGAGGAGGAAGGUCGGAAAGAGUAGUGGGAGCAGUGGGUAGACUGCAGCAGUGGGUGCUGAGACGACCAGAGAGGAGGGGAGAGGGUGAGAGAGGGAGAGGGGGAGUGCGGGAGGAGGAAGCAGAGAGUGUGGAAGGCAAAGGGAAGGCUGGGAGCGAGGGUGGAACACGGCAGGGGCAAGGAGAGGGAACGAGGGAGCAGAGGAGUGGGGAGGUGGGUGGGGAGGGAAAGGGAGGGCAGACGAACGGAGGGCAGACAAAUGGAGGGCAGGCGAACGGAGGGCAGGCGAACGGAGGGCAGGCGAACGGAGGGCAGGAAAGAGGAGCGCAAGUGGAGUGGGUGCAGUUGAAGCCGUACGAGGAGGAGGAGCAGCGAGCAGCAGUGGGCGUGGCUCGCUCCCUUGCUUUCGCAUACGUCAUGGAACAGGUGGAGUGGGUGCAGCUGAAGCCAUACGAGGAGGAGGAGCAGCGCGCAGCAGUAGGCGUGGCUCGCUCCCUUGCUUUUGCAUACGUCAUGGAACAGAGGGCAUGGAUGAUGCAGCAGUCGCUGAGGCAGCGCACAGUCACCAUCGACUCGCUUCUAGACCAGAUGCGCGCCCCCCUCUCCGCUCUGCGCACGCUGGGGCGAAUGCUCAUGCCGCAAGUGGCAAAGACAGAGUUGGGUCCCGACCUGGUGCAAGGCAUGGUGUCUCAGGGCGACGAGAUAGGUGACGUGCUGUCGCAGCUGCAGCAGGCGCUCUACCCCCUGCCUCACCCCCCGGGUGCAGCAGUCACUGCAGCAGCAGCAGCAACAGAGGGGCCUGUGGGGCGAGGAGUUGCACAAUCCUUUCCCAGCACCACCAGCAGCACUGCUACCACCGCCACUACCAUCCCACACCAAUCUAUCCUGCCACCUCCCUAUCCUCACCGCACACAACUCCUCCUCCCCCCUUUGGCUGACACUGAGCUCCCCAUGCCGCCCCUCCUUCUGCCCGCCCCCCCUGCUGUCCCCCCUGCUGCCACUCCUGCUGCCAAUCCACAAGCCUUGGGGGCGCUGUCUGAUCCCUUGGCGCCGCCUCAAGAGGCUCGUCUGCAGCCCUUCAGCAGUGUUCAUCCGGUGCUGCUGCCUCUGGUAGACGCCGCUGCAUCCCUCGCCACUGGCUGUGACUUCCGUUUCACUGUCGCCCAUGUGUCUUGA